Messenger RNA from Xenia sp. Carnegie-2017, 5705 nucleotides. RefSeq lists its product as uncharacterized. The record is from RefSeq and is a predicted model, not a curated record. The coding region runs from base 1 to 5439 and encodes 1812 amino acids. The transcript is spliced from 16 exons. Gene Ontology annotation, molecular function: protein binding. NCBI's taxonomy places the organism in Eukaryota, Metazoa, Cnidaria, Anthozoa, Malacalcyonacea, Xeniidae.
AUGGUGGAUAACAUUUACCAACAAUUGUCAAGGCUGGUGAUAGACGAUCGACAAAAAUCACUUGGUCCUGAACAUGUUGAUGUAGCUACGACAUUAAACAAUCUUGGUAAUGUGUAUUAUGAUACCAACAAACAUGCCAAAGCCGAAGAGUGUUAUAAAAACACGUUGGAAUUUCGACAAAAAUCACUAGAUCCUGAACAUGUUGAUGUAGCUAGGACUUUUCAUGAUCUUGGUAACGUGUACCAUUAUACUAAAGAAUAUGACAAAGCUAGAGAAUUUUACGAAAAAGCGCUUGAAAUUAAACAAAUAUCACUUGGUCCUGAACAUGUUGAUGUAGCUAUGACUUUAAGCUCUCUUGGUAAUGUGUAUUAUGAGACCAAGAAACAUGCUAAAGCGAAAGAGUGUUAUGAAAAAGCGUUAGAAAUUCGACAAAAAUCAACUAACAAACAUGCCAAAGCCAAAGAAUGUUAUAAAAAAUCGUUGGAAAUUGCACAAAAAUCACUAGGUCCUGAACAUAUUGAUGUAGCCAUGUUUUUACACUCUCUUGAAUUUGACAAAGCAAGACAUUACUACGAAAAAGCACUGGAAAUUCGACAGAAAUCACUAGAUCCUGAACAUAUUGAUAUCGCUAGGACUUUUUAUGAUCUUGCGUUGGAAAUUCGACAAAGAUCGCUAGGUCCUGAAGAUGUUGAUGUAGCUACGACUUUGAACAAUCUUGGUAAUGUGUAUUAUGAGACCAAGCAAUAUGCCAAAGCUAAAGAGUAUUAUGAAAAAGCGUUGGAAAUUCGACAAAAAUCACUAGGUCCUGAACAUGUUGAUGUAGCUAUGACUUUACUUGGUAAUGUGUAUUAUGAGACCAAGCAAUAUGCCAAAGCCAAAGAGUGUUAUGAAAAAGCGUUGGAAAUUCGACAAAAAUCACUAGGUCCUGAACAUGUUGAUGUAGGUGCGACUUUUUAUAACAUUGGUAAUGUGUACCUUGAUACUAAAGAAUAUGACAAAGCGAGAGAAUCUUACGAAAAAGCGCUUGAAAUUAAACAAAUAUCACUUGGUCCUGAACAUGUUGAUGUAGCUAUGACUUUAAGCUCUCUUGGUAAUGUGUAUUAUGAGACCAAGAAACAUGCUAAAGCGAAAGAGUAUUAUGAAAAAGCGUUGGAAAUUCGACAAAAAUCACUAGGUCCUGAACAUGUUGAUGUAACAAAGAAACAUGCCAAAGCGGAAGAGUGUUAUGAAAAAGCGUUAGAAAUUCGAAAAAAAUUACUAGCUCCUGAAGAUGUUGAUGUAGCUACGACUUUAAACAAUCUUGGUAAUGUGUACCAUUGUACUAAACAAUAUGACAAAGCAAGAAAAUUUCAUGAAAAGGCGUUGGAAAUUCGUCAAAAAUCACUAGGUCCUGAAGAUGUUGAUGUAGCUAACACUUUAAAAAAUCUUGGCAUUGUGUACCAUUGUACUAAAGAAUAUGACAAAGCGAGAGAAUUUUACGAAAAGGCAUUGGAAAUUCAAGAAAAAUCACUUGGUCCUGAACAUGUUGAUGUAGCUGUGACUUUUUAUAAUCUUGGCAAUGUGUACCUUGAUACUAAAGAAAAUGAUAAAGCGAGAGAAUUUCACGAAAAAGCGCUGGAAAUUCGACAAAAAUUACUAGUUCCUGAACAUGUUGAUGUAGCUAAAGCGUUGGAAAUUCGACAAAAAUCACUUGGUCCUGAAUAUGUUGAUGUAGCUACGACAUUAAACAAUCUUGGUAAUGUGUAUUAUGACACCAACAAACAUGCCAAAGCCGAAGAGUGUUUUAAAAACGCGUUGGAAAUUCGACAAAAAUCACUAGAUCCUAAACAUGUUGAUGUAGCUAGGACUUUUCAUGAUCUUGGUAACGUGUACCAUUAUACUAAAGAAUAUGACAAAGCUAGAGAAUUUUACGAAAAAGCGCUUGAAAUUAAACAAAUAUCACUUGGUUCUGAGCAUGUUGAUGUAGCUACGACUUUGAACUCUCUUGGUAAUAUGUAUUAUCGUAUUGAAGAAUAUGACAAAGCAAGAGAAUUUCACGAAAAAGCGUUGGGAAUUCGACAAAAGUCACUUGGUCCUAAACAUGUUGAUGUGGCUUGGACUUUAAACAUUCUUGGUAAUGUGUAUUAUAACACCAACAAGUAUUCCAAAGCAAAAGAGUGUUAUGAAAAAGCGUUGGAAAUUCGACAAAAAUCACUUGGUCCUAAGCAUGCUGAUGUAGCUACGACUUUGAACGAUCUUGGUAUUGUGUAUUAUUAUACCAACAAAUAUGCCAAAACAAAAGAGUGUUAUGAAAAAGCGUUGGAAAUUCAACAAAAAUCACUAGGUCCUGAACAUGUUUAUGUAGCUACGACUUUAAACAAUCUUGGUAAUGUGUAUUAUUGUGCUAAAGAGUACGACAAAGCAAGAGAAUUUCACGAAAAAGCGUUAGAAAUUCGACAAAAAUCACUUGGUCCUAAACAUGUUGAUGUAGCUUGGACUUUAAAUAUUCUUGGUAAUGUGUAUUAUGGGACCAACAAUCUUGCCAAAGCUAAAGAGUGUUAUGAAAAAGCAUUGAAAAUUCGACAACAAUCACUUGGUCCUGAACAUGUUGAUGUAGCGACGACUUUAAACAAUCUUGGUAAUGUGUAUUACCGUACUAAAGAACAUGACAAAGCAAGAGAAUUUCACGAAAAAGCGUUGGAAAUUCGACAAAAAUCACUUGGUCCUAAACAUGUUGAUGUAGCUUGGACUUUAAACAUUCUUGGUAAUGUGUUUUAUAAUACCAACAACUAUGCCAAAGCAAAAGAGUGCUAUGAAAAAGCGCUAGAAAUUCGACAAAAAUCACUUGGUCCUAAACAUGUUGAUGUAGCUACGACUUUAAACGAUCUUGGUAUUGUAUAUUAUUAUACCAACAAAUAUGCCAAAGCUAAAGAGUGUUAUGAAAAAGCGUUGGAAAUUCAACAAAAAUCACUAGGUCCUGAACAUGUUUAUGUAGCUACGACUUUAAACAAUCUUGGUAAUUAUUGCCGUACUAAAGAAUAUGACAAAGCAAGAGAAUAUCACGAAAAAGCGUUAGAAAUUCGUCAAAAAUCACUUGGUCCUAAACAUGUUGAUGUAGCUUGGACUUUAAAUAUUCUUGGUAAUGUGUAUUAUGGGACCAAAAAUCUUGCCAAAGCUAAAGAGUGUUAUGAAAAAGCAUUGAAAAUUCGACAACAAUCACUUGAAUAUGACAAAGCUAGAGAAUUUUACGAAAAAGCGCUUGAAAUUAAACAAAUAUCACUUGGUUCUGAGCAUGUUGAUGUAGCUACGACUUUGAACUCUCUUGGUAAUAUGUAUUAUCGUAUUGAAGAAUAUGACAAAGCAAGAGAAUUUCACGAAAAAGCGUUGGGAAUUCGACAAAAGUCACUUGGUCCUAAACAUGUUGAUGUGGCUUGGACUUUAAACAUUCUUGAGUACGACAAAGCAAGAGAAUUUCACGAAAAAGCGUUAGAAAUUCGACAAAAAUCACUUGGUCCUACACAUAUUGAUGUAGCUUGGACUGUAAACAUUCUUGCUAAAGAGUGUUAUGAAAAAGCAUUGAAAAUUCGACAACAAUCACUUGGUCCUGAACAUGUUGAUGUAGCGACGACUUUAAACAAUCUUGGUAAUGUGUAUUACCGUACUAAAGAACAUGACAGAGCAAGAGAAUUUCACGAAAAAGUGUUGGAAAUUCGACAAAAAUCACUUGGUCCUGAACACGUUGAUGUAGCUUGGACUUUAAACAUUCUUGGUAAUGUGUAUUAUUCUACUAAAGAGUACGACAAAGCAAGAGAAUUUCACGAAAAAGCGUUGGAAAUUCGUGAAAAAUCACUUGGUCCUGAACACGUUGAUGUAGCUUGGACUUUAAACAUUCUUGGUAAUGUGUAUUAUAAUACCAACAACUAUGCCAAAGCAAAAGAAUGUUAUGAAAAAGCGCUAGAAAUUCAACAAAAAUCACGUGGUCCUAAACAUGUUCAUGUAGCUACGACUUUAAAUGAUCUUGGUAUUGUGUAUUAUUAUACCAACAAAUAUGCCAAAGCCAAAGAGUCGUUGGAAAUUCGAGAAAAAUUACUUAGUCUUGAACAUGUUGAUGUAGCCAAGACUUUAAAUAAUCUUGGUAAUUUGUAUCAUCGUAAUAAAGAAUAUGACAGAGCAAAAGAAUUUUAUGAAAGAGCGCAGUCAAUUCGAAAAAAAUCAAUUGCUUCGGAUCAUGUUGUUGUUACUGAAUCUUCGAACAGUAUUGAAAUAAAGUCUGGUGAUACUGCUGAUGCUGAAACCCCUUCAAAUUUCCACGUUCAUACGGAGAAAAUAAGAGAUACAAACAAGGAAAUACAAGAAGAGUGUGAGACCGACGAUUCGAGUGAAAGCGAAGACGAAGACGAAGACAUUGCUGACUUCAAAAAGAAAUUUCUUGAUGAAAACUGCAAGAUCCGUCCUGAAGUUUGGAAAAAACUAAAUAGUUUUUCGUGGUUGAACGGAGAAUUUGGAAUAAAAUGGCUUCCUAAGCCUUCUUUUUAUGUGACCGCGAGCGAUGUAAAAAAAGAAGAUGUAAUUAGAUGUAUUGAGAAUGAAUUUGGAAGAGAGGAUUCUAAAUACUUUGAAUUUCGUAUCGAAGAUUUAAAGGAGAAACCAAAAUUUCGACUUUUAUCGAACAUAAAAGUUAAACAAAAGCAUUGUACUUUGUCUGAACAAAAUGAUGUUUAUGAUAAUCAUCGGAUUUCAAAUGGCACAUUGACUAUGUUUUGCUGCAAAGAGAAACAGCAUUUCGCCUUGACUUGUGCCCACGUAGCAUGUAUUUCUGAUCGUCAAGAAUGUCAAAAAACGUUUAACUCACCUAACGACGUCAAAGAAGUAUAUGAAUCACUUAAAGCAAUAGAAGCUGGAUUGACCAAUUGCAGUGAAUAUUUCUAUAUUUCCCCUGAAGGUAAUGAAAUUAGACUUGGUGAGCAAGCCUUCUUCAAAUAUAAUGAUGAAAAUGACAUAAUGGUAAUAAAGGUUGAAAAUGAUGCCAAUGAUCCGUCCAUUGAUUGCACUAAAGCUCUUUUCGACGUAGAUAUUCCUCGUCAAUGGAAUAAAACAUGGGAUAGAUUGCCCGAUAAAAUAAGGAAAAAAAAAGGUGUUGAAAUGAAAAAGAACGGUUGCAGCAAAACAGGAAAACUUGUUGAUAUCAACUAUGGGUGCAGGUACAAUGGCCAACUCCUAUUUAAAAAUGCUCUUAGGGUGGAGAGUAGCGAAGAUUUUCUUCGACAUGGUGAUUCGGGAGUUCUCGUGUAUUUUGAGGAUAAAAGAAGAGGGGUAAACGUGCCUUUAGGAUACGGCGUUUUGCAAAAUGAAAAAGAAAGCAAUACUUAUGUUUGCCUUCGACUAGAUGAAGCUUUGAAGGCUUUUGGUUUAACUGGGUGUGGUUGCUACAAGACUGGGUGCGGUUGGGCACAUAAAUAGAUAAAACUCUUUGUUGGCUUUUUUUAACUUUCUUACUUUUUAAAACAAUUCAACUGAUUUUUAGUAUUUUUCGAAAAAUUAGUUGCUUUUAUACGUAACGGUAAAAAAAUGGCAGUCGAGUGCCCGGUCUACUAAACCUCGAUGCAGACUUUUUAAAUACAUACAUGGUAUAACGCUCAUUUAUAGGCACAGUAUAAAGCACAGUAAGAUUGUAAUUCUGGCAAGUAUUUAUUUGCAAGAACGAUGCUAAAUUAAAUCGAUUAGAC